AUCAUGCAUGGGUCUUAUGGUGUCAUCAUGCGCAGUAUGGACAUUCAUGCAAAUAAACUUAGUUGUCUGACGUUUGCUACAGCUUCUACUUGGACCAAAUUUCCUCUGGGAUAUAGUAUCUGUCCAUCGUCCAUUCAUCAGUCUGCCUACCUACCUGACAGGCACUGCUCAGGGCCAAUGUUUAUCUUUUACGCAUGCGCAGUGAGUAUACUAUGACGUUGUUUGAAAACAGCGCCAAACUAAAAAUGACACUCUUCUUUUAACUGUGUUAGCUAAGUUUAUGGACGCAUUCAUGAUUUUUUUUUUUUUUUAAAUAUGUGAAGUUGUUCACAGUAUGUGUGCGUUAGGAAACGUAUUUUAGAUGCAUACGUGAACUAAAAGAAGCUCCGUGCUGUUACCUCAACCUUGUUGGUUAAGAUAGCUUCGCCGGUUCAUCAGUGGUUUGUUUAGCUUCUUUCUAGGUUAGCUAACUUAGUUACAAGACUGAGCCUAAACUGGUAAAGCUACAGACAUGAAACCUGUCCGAGGGUCUAAUAAAGCUGCGUCGAAAGCACCAAACACAAAGCCUAGAAAGAAGAAAACGGGACAGACGAAGAAAAAGGCAACGCAGCAACAGGACCUUCAGCAUGGUGACCUUGGCAAGACCAUUCAACCAAAAGCAGCACGAAAGAGGAAAGCUGGAUCUCCAUCACUCCACAAAAAAGUCAAAGGUCAAGAAAACUGGAAACAGAUGUCAAGGUCCUCCAUUGUUGCUUUGGAGAACAUAAUGGAUCUGGCAAUACUAUCAACUCUUGCCUCAAGUCAAAGAGAGAAGAAAGAGAUCCAGGAACAGUUGAACAUUUUGAAAAAAAGGUUCAUAGCUCAUGCUGCACAGCUUAAGGUUCCAGUUAACAAACAAAAAGAAUUAGAGUGCUCAUCUCAUCGACACCAGGAUGAGACCAAGAAAUUUGAAGCUGGAAAGAAAGCUCUGAGCUCCCUAGAGGAAAACUUGAAGUCUGUUUUGAUUUUAUUGGAGAAGACAGAGGAGGAGACUGUAACUCUAGAAGAAAGAUGCAGAACCCUGAGAGACCAGCUGGAGGGGCAGGAGGAGGAGGCUAAAGAGAUGUUUCAGAUAGCUGAACAAGCUGUUCUCAACCUCCCUCCUCUCCUUCCACCCAAGGGUGAAACUACAUUAGAGAGUCGGAUGAAAAACAUUAUACCAGCUGCUGACUCUGAGACCAUGGCCAGAAAAUUGGGAGAAAUCCUGCAGAACGCAAAGGCCAUCCAGGACGCCCAGGAGCUGCUUCUACAGGCACAUAAACACGCUGAUCAGCUGUUCAAGCCCUGACUUCAUCCCAGUCAGCAGCACUGCACACACCUAUUGUUAUUUUCCCUGAACACAAGACAAAAUGUUGAGUUUAAUGCGUCACAAAUGUUCACUCAUGUUUGUAAGUAUAAUGGAUGUGAGAGUAAAGUUUCAUUCUAUUAUUUUCAAUUCCAGAACUUGUCUUGUGGCCAAAGAUUCAAGACCAGUAUGUUUAGAGUUUUUGAACUUAAUCAUUGUAUUCGAGAAUCCCCUUUCUUUAUCAUAUCUCCACAUUUAAACUGUGAAAUAUGAGUGACUCAUUAUGAGAAAAACAAACCACGUAUAAUUGUCAGGAUGUUACUGAGCCUGACAUUUGUAUUAAAGCUUGUUUCAAUACCAUGACUUAUAUCCUCACGGUUUAGUGAUGCUUUGCAGAAGAAAAGACAGAGGUGUGACAGCUCAUAUAUUACAUAGUGUAAUGUCAAGCAAAUAUAGUAGGUCUGAAAUACUGCUUUAUGCUAAAAGUCAACCUAAAUUUAUUAUGAUGUAUUGACAGUAUAAUAAAUAUGUGCAGACACUUCAUUUCCACCACAAAGAAAAGCCAAAAAAA
Molecule: messenger RNA, 1895 nt
Organism: Sphaeramia orbicularis (orbiculate cardinalfish)
Lineage: Eukaryota; Metazoa; Chordata; Actinopteri; Kurtiformes; Apogonidae
Gene: cenpq
Product: centromere protein Q
Exons: 8
Coding region: 512-1327 (271 amino acids)
Cellular component (GO): nucleus
Source: RefSeq, a predicted model, not a curated record